AAGACAAAGAAAGACAAAAGAGACAAAUACAAAUCCAGGACUGGGGCUGAAGAGUCAAAAGAAGAUUUUAAAAAACACUGACAUACUCAGAAAGUCUGACGUGAAUCUCAGGAUGACGAACAUCAGCGACUGUGGAUCAUCUCCAUGCUUCUGUUGCUCCUUCAGCUCCAGAUGUUCUGUCUCAGAAAGUUAUGAACUCAGAGAAGCAAAGCCGGAACGUGAACAAACAGAAAGAGAGACGUCCUGGUUCAGCAGGACAGCCAGGAGGAUCAGGAGACGUCUGUCCAGAGUUCAAAGACAUGAUUCUCCCCCUCACAUCAUGAGACCUACAUCUCCAUUCUGUACUUCGCCCCAUGUUGGAACACUUGCUGUUAAUGAAGAUUCAUCUUUUAGAUAUGAAGUUGAAUCCGUAUGCGAUUACUCUGACUCUGACUUUCACAUGUACGCACCCAGUUCUAUGUUUUUCCCGUUCGAAGCCCAAGUUGUUUCUGGUCCUGUAGAGCUGCAGACUGAGGAUCUGAUGGAAAUGGAGGAUUAUGUUGGAGCUGUGAACUAUCCAGUCACCAGCAUCCGUCCACCUCAUCAUUUCCACAUCUCCUCCUCAGGUCCUGAUGGGAGUCCAAGAGGUUCCAGCAGCGUUCCUGGUUGUGUCAGCAUGCCUUCACUGAGUCACAUCACCUCUGCAGGAAACAACAAGCCAACACGAGCUGCAAGCUUACCUGACAUGAAGCUGCAGAGCAGCUUUGAGGAGUUCACCCCUGAUCUGAGUGAAGACGAUGAAGACCAUGAAGGCUACAGGUUCCAGUGCUCCUGUCCAGGCCUGUAUCAGUGCAGCGUGACCGGCCUGGUGUUUGACAUGGAGGGAGAAGGAGACGUGGUUUACAGGACGGUCCCUUGGAACAGGAGGCUCCUGGUCCAACAUCACAAGAAGCCUGCAGGACCUCUGUUUGACAUCAAGUGUGAGCAGCAGUCUGUGCGUCAGCUUCACCUCCCACACUGUCAGAUCCUCCCCACAGCUGGAUUCCUGGCAGUUGCUCAUGUGAAGGAUGACGGCGUGGAGUUCAUCAGCCCUCAUAAGAUCACAGAAACUCACCUUGUUAUCAACAUCAGGGGCUUUUCUGGUUUCGGUAACGUGAAGGAUGAAGACUCUCCCCCUGACCCGGUCCGAGCGUUGGUUCUGCUGUUCUACAGGCCACCAGAUGAUCCAGACGUCACAUCCAUCCUCAAUGUCUUGUUGCUGCCAAAAAACGUUUCCUUGCGAGAUGUGCAGCGCACCAGGAAGAAGUUAGUUGGAGAGGAGAGGUACAUUGAGACGUCCCCACACUGUAAACUGCUCCCAGAUCAGGUCUACACUCUGUCCACUGCACCUGAAGACGACUCGGUUCUAGUUCAGCCAACAGAAGCUGAAUUUGAGGAGGACUGCUACGACAACUACUUCCCAACGUUCCAGGUGUUUCUGGAAACAACCAUGAAACAUAUGAAGCUGUUUCUGAGAGACAGCAGCUCCCAAAGUGUCUGGGACAGACGAGUCUGUCUUUCCUCUGCUGGACAAAUAAAGUCCUGUGGAACAAACGCUCCAAAUAAGAAGCUGCUGGACGUACGGAGCAGCUUCAUCGACGGCACAUCAGGACCGGUUCUCAACAGUCUGCUGGACAAGCUGCUGGAGAAAAAGGUGUUGACCGACUCUGAGAGGGAGUCAGCAGACGUGAUGCCAAACAGGAGAGACAAAGCUCGUUUUAUUAUCGACACGGUGAGGAAGAAAGGCGACACUGCCAGUUCAGAGAUGAUCGAGUUUCUGUGUGAGCUUGAUCCCUUCCUCUGCGAACAUCUGGACUUGAUGUAAAGCAAAAUGAAGAGAUGGACUAACAGAAUAAUGUGCAUUUUAAAGGUUCAACAUUGAACAGCAGCAUGAACAGCAUCCCAAAACUGCAGCUUCAGCAUUAAAAUGUAUAUCACAACUAGAUACAGAUGAGACAGUGUCAUCUACAUUAAGACUGAACAGCACAGGCCCCAGGAUUGAGCCUUGUGGGACAGCUUUUGCAGUUUUCACAAAUUGUGAUCAGAGGUACGAAGGGUUCAAUAUGCAUAGAAAUUUAACUCUGACAGCCAUAAAAUUUAGUGAGAACCAUCACCAUUAAUAAAUGCCUCAAACAGAGUCAAAAAAUUUGAGAAAAAAAAGGUGCACAAGUUUCAAACAAGGGUCGUGUUGAGGUCCCAGAAAGUUCCUGGAAAUGUAUGUAUAGGGAUACAUCUAUAUUGUCCACUAACAAUACAGUCUUUGGUCAACAUUUCACAAACUGUUUAGUCCUCUAAUAUUAAUAAAUAUAAGUAUAGCAUAUGGUAAGUCAAGGUUCUAUUUUCUUUUGGCUUUUUUCACACAAAAUGGUGAUGUGGAUGCCAAAAACUGGUGUGCACAGUUCUCUAUAUAUUGGUCAGUGUUUGUCAUUUUAGAUACCAGCCACCAUCUCAGAUUUUCUUUGGCUUACUUAUUUGUUAUCUGGCAUGUAAAAAUAAGUUCGGUAAAAUACUUUGUCUACUUUUUCUCUCCAAAUAUUAUCAGUUCAA
Molecule: messenger RNA, 2565 nt
Organism: Acanthochromis polyacanthus (spiny chromis)
Lineage: Eukaryota; Metazoa; Chordata; Actinopteri; Pomacentridae
Product: caspase recruitment domain-containing protein 8-like
Exons: 1
Coding region: 113-1843 (576 amino acids)
Biological process (GO): regulation of apoptotic process
Source: RefSeq, a predicted model, not a curated record